AUGGAUUUAAAAAUGAAACUCGUAACGUUAUAUAUAUCCAGUCUUUUUAUAGUCGUCAAUACAGGGUCGGAAUUUAGACAAUACUGCUAUGAUUCAACUAUUCGAGGCUGUGAGGAACAUAUUCUGGAUUGUGGAGAAGGACAAGUUAUAACAACAGAUAUACCCAACUUUCAAGUCAGUUAUUAUAAGAAUAAAAACUAUCCAGAAUGUCAAACAGAGAAAGAUGAGUGUAAAAAUAAAACAACUUGUUGUAGAUAUAUUAACAGUAGUGUAACUAUACGGGCAACCAGAUUUACAGCGAACGAUGGGACUAAACUCAUAAACUUUAUAAAAACUGAAUGUUCUUUUAAAUCAAGCUGUAAGAUCAGUUUUUACUCUAUUGGUAGUUUGAAUCUUUACGAUUAUAUAAAAUAUACUUAUGGUUGUGUUCUGGUAACAAGAGCUGUCGACUUCUUGGUUAAUGGAUCAACUGAAUUUACUGGUAACAGAUUUCCAACUCUAUAUUAUCUGGAUUAUACCGCAAAUGGUUUGAAAGGUGAUAAUGAAAUGAAACUCAACAGAGAAUGUAGUGUGACAACAACGGAGAAUGAUUUAACUUUAACGAUUAAGAAAUUGAAUCUUCAGGCUGGUGACUGUUGUCGAUUUCACAUUUCUGGAUACAAUGUUUCGGAAUAUUGCUCACAGAAUGGUUCGUUUAUUCCACCCAAGGCUAAAUAUAUUAGUAGAAACACAGCUGCUAUAAAACUUGAGAAUGUUGCAAAUAAAGAUGGCGAUAAUUUCUCAAUUUUAAUAAGAGGUGCAGGUAAUGUAACUAUAGACUGUAGAACAAUUGAACACCUCAAUAAACAAGAGCCAGCUACCUGCCAAUAUCCGACACCACAGUCUAACUCUAUUAGUAAAAGUUCUACGUCUCCAACUAUUUGCAAAGAAAGUAUUAGAGCGUCUUCCAUGGAGAAAAGGGAAACGAAGUAUUCUGACAGAGAUCUGGCAUCAAUUAUUGGUGGAACUGUCGGAGUUUUGGUUUUCCUGAAUAUAAUAUUUAUCAUCAUUGUUGUAGUUAUCGUCAGAAGAAAACUACGAACUAAACAGACAACCAAUGAGAUUCAACAUUAUUCCAGUCUGGAUGGUUUGAGAAAUAGUCUAGAAAAUAAUUAUGCUGGAAUGGAAACAGCAUCACCGACUCGACCAUAG
This is a messenger RNA of Lottia gigantea (owl limpet), 1191 nucleotides long. RefSeq lists its product as hypothetical. Lineage: Eukaryota; Metazoa; Mollusca; Gastropoda; Lottiidae. The transcript has 7 exons. Bases 1 to 1191 code for a protein of 396 amino acids. The record is from RefSeq and is a predicted model, not a curated record.